AUGCACAUUUGGCUCACCGCAUUUGCAUUUCUUUUCAUUUCCUUUCAUGUCGCCUCGUUUAUUGUCGGGCCGUGCAUUGGGCCGAAAUCGGUUUUGGAGCGAUAUUUGAAUGAAAAGGAGAAGUCGGAGCUGCGCAAACUGGUGCACACAAAGUUUGAUGGAUCGAAUGCCGAGAAGGUUCUCGAAGAAGUCAAUCGCUAUGUAUUCGGCCAUAUAAGUGAGGAGGAAUGGCAUUCAAUUGUUCCCGAACUAGCCGAAUACCAAGCAAAAAAACAUGAAUGCUCGCUUUAUUCUCAACUUCUUCCUAAACCAUUAUACCAGCAACUUUUGAAAUCUGUGUUCCGUGCGAGUGAAAUGGGCGCCAGUAAGUACGAUGUGAAACGAUUAGUCGAUGAUUAUGUUGAACGAUUGGCUCAAAAUGGAAUCCUCCCGGAUGUUGUGAAUGAAAAACCUGUGCUUCCAUUAGUCACGAUACCCGAAGAAAUCGCAAUAACUAAUGGCUAUCGAAACCGAAAAGAGCCUCCAAAGGGGCAAAACUCGAUGAAAAAACCAAUGAAAAAAUUAAAUGUACAUCCGACGUUGAUAGGAACCAAAUCAGAUAAACGACGACCCCAACCAACUCCGGUAUUCCCGAUUGCAAGACCGUAA
This is a messenger RNA of Caenorhabditis bovis, 648 nucleotides long. The record is from the annotation of a GenBank genome assembly. Lineage: Eukaryota; Metazoa; Nematoda; Chromadorea; Rhabditida; Rhabditidae.